Molecule: messenger RNA, 351 nt
Organism: Malassezia japonica
Lineage: Eukaryota; Fungi; Basidiomycota; Malasseziomycetes; Malasseziales; Malasseziaceae
Exons: 2
Coding region: 1-351 (116 amino acids)
Source: RefSeq, a predicted model, not a curated record
AUGCUAGGCGACACGAGCGGGCACCCCUGGUCCGGCAUGUCGACCUUGCACGAUACCAGGCAAUUCUCUGGCGUCUUUAACAACGCCCAGCCACCCGAGCAGCAUGUCUCGCCAGAUAUGCUUCAGCUCUUCCCAACCGUUGGCGAGAACCAAAUGUGUGGCAUGGAAGGCUGUACAUACGUGGACAAUGGCCACAGCUUGCUGAAUGACGUGCUGGGCAUUCCGCCAGCGGCACACGACCUGGAAUCGGACCUGUCUAUUUCGGCACCCGAGCCCAAGACCUCGGAACGCCACUCGCUCUCUCCCGAGCCGGAGCCUAAGCUGGAAGAGGCACGGUGCUAUGCUGUGUAA